AAAAAAUAACUAAAGAAACGAAUCAAAACAAACUAGUGGCGUAGCAAUGUACCACGUUGUGCCUGUAUUUUAACCAGGCUGCGCUGCUCCUCUCCACUCAGCUCAAGCAGGCGGAGCACAAAUACCCACCGCGCUCACAUCACCAGCUAUUUCACAGGGUUUUCUUUUUCUUCCCGAAAACAAAUCCGUUUUGAAAUGAUUUCUACGAAAUAAAUAUUUGUAAAAACCCACUAUUUGUGCUUCCCAGCCCUAUGACCAGCUUGCAACCAAAGCGGACAGGAGACCGAUAAAAGCUAUAAUGAGAUCAUGUUCUGCUUGAUCUUUGACGCCUAACGUAAAACCAGCCACAACUGGUCAUGAGACCAAAAGUUUCAUCACUGCGUGUUUAUGACAUCACCUACACGAAACUCAAAACCUCGACACAAACCAAACAGUGCUUAGGGAGAUCUGAGUGACUCAAAAAUGGGUUAAUUCUAACUUGUCAAUGCAUAACGAAAGAAUUACUACAAGAAAGACAUUCUUUUACAACUAAUAAAGUGACAUUUGUGACAAUACUUUUCAGUUUUUAGUAACUAUCCUGUGUAGUAUCCAUCGCAUUGCAAUAAUUCUCUUAUUUCACCAAACUGUAGUUUGCCUGUGUACGCGUUAUGUCGCUUUGUUCAACUACUUUUGCGAUUUGUGUGAGUAGCCUAAUAAAUCUUUUGUUGUUGGCCUAACACUGUGAAGGCCUUGAGGAAUCCAGUCCUUUGUCUGUCCACCUAGUUGGGCCAAGUCCCAUCUUCUGACCUGCUUAUGUUUCUUUUCAUUGUUCAUAUCUCAGUCUCAUUACCCCAUUUGUUGUCCAUUUUAUUAUUUUAUCCUAAAUCUGUCAUAUUAUCAGCCUUCCGGACGUGACAUCCUUCUUUAAACCUGGCCAGCCUAUUUUAUUUUCUCCCCUUCUCUGGUUUCACAUUGAAGUUGUGUUUCUCAGUGAAGGUCUAAGGAUGAUGGUGAAUGGCUAGGCUGGGGUUGUUACAUCUUCCCUAAAUGUCAUACAUAACCUGUUUUCUUGUGGUUUAUUUUGUUACAGUACAUACUUCAUACAUCAUCUGCUGAUUGCUUUCGAAACAGAGUUUUCUGUGGCUCUAAACAAACAUGACAUACAACUGAGGAUUGUUAAACCUGUUUAAAGAUGACACAUACUACUAAAUGGCAUGCAGAUUAACAUGUCUUUGUGACAUCAUUGUGAUACUACCAGGAUAAAUAACAUGCUAUGAUAUUAUACGACGCUACCCCAAAUACAGUUCCUCGAUUUAAGUAAAUAUUGCAGAAAGAGGCGCCCAAGAUUUGUAGUAUUUGAUCCUGGAUUUCAAGCUAUUCAAAUCCUAAAGAAUCAAACAGAAUUUGGAAAUAAAACAAACAGAGAGAGCUGAAACAGAAGCAGAAAUUAAAGAUCAAAGAAUCAUGGAAAUAACAUGAUGCUACACCAUGUAUGAAUUUGUAGAUUUUUACAUAUUUCUCUCAGGUAUCACAUGUACGUUUUUAAACACAAAACACAAUUCAUGUUAUCCAGUGGCUCCAAUGAGACAUUGUUUACUCUGAUGGGCUUUCUCCUCUUUGUCUGGCAAACAAUUGACAGAAGUCAUAAUACACACAAUAAACACCCUGAUGUUUCCAGAUCACAAUGGGAAUGCACUAAUGUCAUUAAUUGGUAUGUAAAAACGCAUGACACACAUGCGUGUACACACACACUCACAACAGAGCGGAAUAAAAAAAACACUAUCCCGGUCUAUCAUGUCAAAAAUCUUUAUGUUGUGUGACACAUGGUAUUGUUGUCUAUUGUUCAUCAACAGAGGACGUAUAUACAUGGAUGAACAGCUAGAUAGUGGAAUAGCUAAGAAUACAAAUAGGGAAAUAGAAAAUAUAAUAAAAAUACCAUUAGUUGUUGAUGUCGAUGUCCAGUGUUGUUGUUAUGUUAGUGGAUAGCAGUAGGUCCAAAUCAACCAUCAACCAUCAAGCAUCUGUAGCCUACUCUAUAAAGAGAAUAGAAAACAUUAUUAAUUAAAUCAUAUUAAAACAUUGUUAUAACAUCUAUAAAGGCCAGACAAACCAUAAUGAAUAUUUCUAUUCUCCCUCUGUGUUGUAGGCUACUGUGGGCUAACUGUUGUAUAAGGUGCCCUGGAAGGGACAUAUUAAAUGCCUGAACAAAUCUUAAUUCUAUAGUUUUUAAAAAUAGUUUUAAUGUUCUGUAAUUUGGUUUUUAAAUGUAAUAUACCUACAAAGUAAUGAAAAUACUAGGCUGCCGUAUGUAUCAUUAGUGACUUUGUGGAAAGUACAUUAAAGGGACAGUUCACUCCAAAAUCAAUGCUGUUGAGUUUUUCAAAUGCAUUUUUUAAAUAAUAAAUAGCACUACAGGUAAGAGGGCAUUUUAAGGUGAACUGUCCCUUUAACAAUGUCUCAAAAUGUCAGUAUGACUCACUUUGAGGGGGGCUGCAGUUUUCGUCUUGCAGUUUUGUGACAAGUUUCCUGUUCAGUUAGCAUUUGUAGGGAAUAGCCUUUUAUUCUGAAGGAUUUGAGUCCGGAAGUCUUAUUGCUGUUGCUGCUGGUGGGCACGAGCAAUUAAAUGCCCACUGUAUUUCCCGGGAUAGCGCUAAACUUUUUUUGGGAUAACACAAGUUUUGCCAAAAUGAAGUUAUUUGUUUUCAGCAUCUUCUGUGUGUUUCUUCAAGUCAGUCACCAAAAUCCUACGAGCCACUGGACUCUGCUGCCCCACAUUUUGGUUGUGGAGGUGGACGGCACUUUGGGCCAGCAGCAGGUGAGCUGCCUGAAGUCACCAGAGGAGCUUACAAGGAGAGACAACAAGAGUCAGGAUAUUUUUUGGAAGAAGAACGGAGUGGAGGAAGCACAGAAAGGAAACUCAUAUGUGGUGCAGCUGGAGGAAAGCUUAGGAGGGGGCAACUACACCUGCCACAGCGAGGACGGAUCCCUCCUCAAUCACACUGUGGUGCUGAUCCAAGAGGAAGAAACUAACAGGAGGAAGAUUCUUGUGAAAUCUGACCAAGAGGACUAUUUAAAGUGCUCUGCUCAAAAUUACAACGGAGAGUUCCACUGCUCUUGGACCUGGCACAGCAGUCGCGUUGGCAAAGUAGCAUUUAUCAAAGUUCAACGGGUGUCUGGCAACACUGACGCCCAGUGUUCUGUGGAUACCAGCGGUCAGCGUUGGACAUGCUCUUCAGGUCAGAGACACUUCAGCUGUUCAUUGGACGACAGCGGACGCAGCAUCUUGUGCUGGGACGAGCAGCACUGCCCCUACGCUGAGGAGAGUCAGCUGAUCCACAUCACUGUCUACGUGAGGACUGAACACUUCCUGGUGGAAAGCUACUCGAAACACUUUUACCUGUCAGAGAUAGUGAAACCUGACAAGGUAAUGAUCAGUAAAGUCAACACAACGAUAAUAGAGUGGAGUUACCCGAGCUCCUGGAACAGUCCCUUCUCCUACUUCCCCCUCACUUUCCAGAUUGCACAGCUCAAGAACGGAUGCAAUGGGUGUAACAACCCAUGCACUGACUCAAAAGCCACAAAGAGCUUGACAGUCCACUCCACAGACAUUUGUCAGUUUGAAGUCAAACACAAGGCUAAGGCCGUCUGUGUCCGAGCUAAGGAUGCUCUCUGUAACUCACAAUGGAGUGAGUGGAGCCACUUAAGAUUGAAGAACAAGAAGAACAAAAAGAACAAACGUCAGCAAAAAAUAAAACUGAGCAUAACAUAAGAAGGAUAAUCCCAAAACUGGACAUCUAAAAAAAAUAAAGUAUUUAUAUGCUUUUAUAUAUUUCUGUUUACAUGGUGUUUGUAAUAUGUAACUAUUCUUAAUAAGUGAAGAAAUAAAAUGAAAAUUAACACAA
This is a messenger RNA of Siniperca chuatsi (mandarin fish), 3881 nucleotides long. RefSeq names its product interleukin 12Ba (gene il12ba). NCBI's taxonomy places the organism in Eukaryota, Metazoa, Chordata, Actinopteri, Centrarchiformes, Sinipercidae. The record is from RefSeq and is a predicted model, not a curated record. Bases 2603 to 3748 code for a protein of 381 amino acids. Gene Ontology annotation, molecular function: protein binding. The transcript has 8 exons.